Molecule: messenger RNA, 1043 nt
Organism: Spodoptera litura
Lineage: Eukaryota; Metazoa; Arthropoda; Insecta; Lepidoptera; Noctuidae
Product: lipase member H-like
Biological process (GO): lipid catabolic process
Molecular function (GO): lipase activity; serine hydrolase activity
Source: RefSeq, a predicted model, not a curated record
UUCCACUAGUUGAUAGUGCCACUCUUGAGCAUAAUGAAGACCUUGUUGCUGUUAUCCAUCGCUAUAGCAGUUUGUGCUGCAAGCGUCCUCAAAGACCCGGUACAGGGUUACAAGGAAGGUAGCAGGUACUUCUAUUUUCCGGGAGAUGGCGAUAACACCAUUCACCUUGUCGAUGCUGAAGAGCCCGCAGACUUUGCAUUUAUUGAAAAAUUUACUAGAAAUCCAGGCAAUAACGGAUACUGGCUCUUUACUAGAGCCAAUCCUACGGUAGCUCAAGUCAUUGGGUUUGGUGAUAUUGAUUCUGUAUUAAAUUCAAAUAUGGAUUUUUCAAAAGAGUCCGUAUUUCUGGCGCAUGGAUGGAAUGGUAAUGGUGGAAACGAUAUGAAUAAAGUCUUGACUGAAGCAUUCCUCGAGAAUGGGGAUGUAAAUGUCGUAGUUCUCGACUGGAGUACAUUAGCCAACAGAGGUUACACUACAGCAAAAAGUGGAACUGCUGCAGUUGGUCAAGGACUCGGUCAAUUCGUAAACUGGCUCGUUUCAUUGGGAAUGUCAUACGAAAAAGUACAUUUAGUCGGUUUCAGCCUGGGUGGUCAUCUUGUAGGAAAUGCUGGUAGAGAAACGGAAGGAAAAGUCAAGAGAAUUACAGCUCUGGACCCCGCUGGACCACUAUGGGGCAGUGACAAUAACCGUGUAGUAGCUACAGACGCUCAAUACGUUGAAGUAAUUCAUACUAACACCGGUCUAUUGGGAUUUACUGACCCGUGUGGAGACGCAGAUUUUUAUCCUAACGGAGGAUCUGGAAUGCCAGGCUGUUGGUUAAACUCAUGUUCUCAUGGUCGUGCCUUCGAAUAUAUGGCUAGUUCUGUGAAGUAUAAUCACCUUCUCGCUAAUGAAUGCGACAGCCUACGUGAUGCUACACGCAACAGAUGUUCAGGAGACCUUAAUCCUAUGGGUAACGCGGAUCUGUCAAAGUCAAAAGCGGGUAUAUUCAGAGUGAACACAGAGAGAAAAUAUCCGUACUGAAUUGUUCUGUUAAAACUGUC